CUCGCCGAAAGGCAUGGGUAAUCGUACACCUCAGCCCAGUAGAAUUUAUGGUUCGGUCUUAUUUACUUCCUGCUUGCUAGCUGGUGCUAAUACCCCACCGACGUGCGCACUCUGGGAUAAGACAGUUAUACAGAAUACACGAUUUGUGUGAGAUCAAUACUUUAAACUAUAGACUUGUUAAUGAUAUAAUCACUGCAACGCUGAUCGUGUUGGCCGAAAUACAUGUUCAUUCUGGACCCUGUGUUUUCGACCCGUGUCUAGUCAGGUACCCUUAAUAGUAAGACAUGUCCAUGUCGAUGAGGAGGUCGUCCAAGGUAGAUGUCGUCCCUGCUAACCGCACCGGCCAUGGUGGUGGACCUGGAGGGUCAGUCGCCCACACAAGAACAGGCCGUAAGAUUCUCACUGAGGAGGAACAGCUACAACACGACAUCAAGAUUCACCCGGAACUCCAGUCAACUCUUCAAGGAUUCGACGACUUUCUAAAUCUCCUUCAAGCUAAGAAGAGAGAUAAGGGACAGAUUUUUGAAGCCCUGUCAACAAACAUAAGUAAAGCCUUUGGAACGUAUUCAUCAGACAGCAUACGUGGAAUCAUGGGGAAUUAUCUGGCAGUUAAAGGGUUCGCAAAACGCAUGUAUGAUCUGUAUGAGUUUGCCAUUGGUACGAUGGACAUUCUGACGUGUGAUUUCAUCCACAAGCACCAGGAUGCUAUCGAGGUGAAGCUGGUGAUGGAGAUGCGGAAGAGUCUGUGGACGGCCAGUGACAACAGUUGGUCUCUUGGGGAGAAGAUUUCCCAGACAGGGUUGUUCAAGUACCUCCUAGCGGACGUGAAAGCCAUCGGGAAGACCUUACCAGUCAUAUCGGAUGACGAUCUUCCCUUUGACACCGCUGUUGGCAUCAUGUACAACUGUGCCCAGAACCAUGCGACCAGACAAAAGUACAGAGAGCUGGAUGCAGUUGACAUCCUCCUCCCCUUCCUUAAAGCUAAGUCAACAAAAGUGAAACUCACGACUCUGUUGGUGUUAACCCACAUCGUGGACGAGGCGAAAAACAAAGUCCUUUCAGCAGACGUUAGUGUGUUCGAUUUCCUCAUCGACAUGAUCAAGAAGGCUUGGGAGGAUCCCCAUCAUCGCUGUAUCCAGGGGACCACUUUCUUCAGCGCCCGGGAACUGCUGAACGGACUGACAGCCUUGGCCAAGAAUGACGACAACAAACGCCUGCUGAUGGAGAAGGGGGUUUUGAAAACCCUAAAAACAAUCCUUAAAGGGGGAUCAGAGGUGGAGCAGGAGGAGGCUAUAGGAUGUAUCAGGGAACUCUCCUUUAAUGACCAAAACAAAAGUAUUCUCAACGCUGACGAAGGUGUGAUGGACGUACUGAAGGAGAAGGAAGCGUCUGGUAACGCACACAUCGCCAAGGCUGCCCAGUUCACUCGAUGGGGCCUUGCCACCAAGAAAAUCCAAGAAUCCAAUAUUCGACGCAGACAAUCAUCGAUGUCGAUGACCGCGAUACCACCCAAAUCUGGUCACGUGAUGUUGAGUUACUCCUGGUACAAUCAGAAAACCGUACUAGAAGUCUAUGAUCGACUGAAGAGUGAGGGAUUUCGGCUCUGGAUUGACAUUGAUGACAUGGCCGGCAGCACGCUGGGGGCGAUGGCGAACGCCGUGGAGAAGGCCAGUGCUGUUAUUUUGUUUGUGUCGGAGUCAUACUUUGAAUCGCAGAAUUGUAGGCAAGAGGCGGAGUACACGUACAAGCUGAAGAAGACGAUGGUGCCGGUGCUGCUGCAGGGGGGGUACCAACCUACAAGCUGGCUGGGGAUCAUUCUGGGGACGAAGUUGUACUUUGACAUGAGUCCUGGGAAAGACUUUGGCGCCAAGUUGAAAGAACUCGUGAGAGAGCUCGGGGAUAAUGGACGAAUUACAGAGGAGGAAGAGAAGCUGCAGGAUGUUACUGACGCCGCCUCAAAACCGUCAAUGGCGGUCGUCGCGCGUGGAGGAGGAGGAGAAAGGGUGGCCGGGUGGACCAACAAAGAUGUCACUGAGUGGUUGAAAAACAUCGGCAUGUACAGCUCUUCUCCCUUGAGGUCGCUGACAGGGCAGGAGCUGAUGUUCCUACAACAUCUCUUAAACAAGGCCCCUGAGUUCUACUACAGCUACUUAGAGAGAAACAUGAAACUGAAGACUCUCAAGGACCUCAUGACGUUCUCAAACGCUCUGACGUUGCUAUGAGAAACGCUGACUGUAAGAUGCAGACAGUACUGGUUAACUCAGCAGAUAGAAGAUGUUUAUUUCUUUAUAUAUGUAACUCAAACCAAGUUAAAACACACCCACCAUUGGGAGGUUGGGUGUUGCAAUACCCACCAGCCAUGGCAGAAGUGGAUGUUUCAGAUACCGCUUUAGGUUGUGAACAAUCAUAGACAGACAACGAAUGACGAAUGGGUAUGAUGAUGUAUGAUGAAGCAAACGAACUAUCACCUUUUAUACGAAUAGGAAUGCAUAGAACCUGUUCAUGUACUUUGUAUACCAUGUCACAUAAUGAUGUCCUUAUCAAUGUAUGUCUGUGUACAAAUAUAUUAUUUAGUUGUUCAUAUAAAAUUAUCUAAAUAUGGCAAAAUACAAUAUACAUACCCA
Messenger RNA from Haliotis rufescens (red abalone), 2624 nucleotides. RefSeq lists its product as uncharacterized. The record is from RefSeq and is a predicted model, not a curated record. The coding region runs from base 285 to 2222 and encodes 645 amino acids. Lineage: Eukaryota; Metazoa; Mollusca; Gastropoda; Lepetellida; Haliotidae. The transcript has 11 exons. Gene Ontology annotation, molecular function: protein binding. Gene Ontology annotation, biological process: signal transduction.